Prorocentrum cordatum is the source of this 339-nucleotide messenger RNA. NCBI's taxonomy places the organism in Eukaryota, Dinophyceae, Prorocentrales, Prorocentraceae. The record is from the annotation of a GenBank genome assembly.
AUGAAGCAGACAUCUCUCUGGGGUCCUCGUGCAGAUCGCCAGGGCUUCCCUGCGAAGGAAUUCUCCACUGGAACGAUGUUCGGACUCGGAUACAAAGAGCAGUACACGGUUAUCCACGACGGAUCCGCAGAGGCUGAGCCGUUUCUCUUCUUGUACGCAUGCGGGGAAACGAAGCAAGGUACUUACACUUCUGGCCUCGUGCUUGCGAAGGAUCCCGCGAACUCGAAGAGCCUUCGUGCAAGGAUCGAUCAGGUCGCGACGGGUGCCGGUUUCGAGCCUUCGGAUUGGUGCGCCGUCGACAACACCUGCAACUUUGGCGACGAGCCCAUUUCGGUGUGA